Coniophora puteana RWD-64-598 SS2 is the source of this 1482-nucleotide messenger RNA. RefSeq lists its product as uncharacterized. The record is from RefSeq and is a predicted model, not a curated record. The transcript is spliced from 8 exons. NCBI's taxonomy places the organism in Eukaryota, Fungi, Basidiomycota, Agaricomycetes, Boletales, Coniophoraceae. Bases 1 to 1482 code for a protein of 493 amino acids.
AUGCUUUCUCUGCUGAAUCUUGUUUUCGUUUUGUCACUUCUACCGCGGGUGCUUGGAGGCUCUGUGCUAUUCCUCAACUCCACUAUUCUCGGCCCCGACCCUCAGACUGUAAACCGUCUUAACGGCGAAUCGUUUCAACAAAACGCGUUGACGUCUUUCAACGGCUAUCAGUACGCUGUGUUCUGGGUUCCGGAUACCAUCAACGUGUCUGUGAGGCACGCGUCUGUCUCUCGGCGUGCUAUCACGCCCCAGGAAGGAGACUGGGAGACCUUUGUGAUGCAGGACUACAAUCAGACUUCGGACGAUGGGCAUGAUAUCAUCUCGCUGGGCAUUUCUCAAGGUGACGGGACGCUUCAUAUGUCCUUCGACCAGCACGACAACAAUCUCAACUACCGUAUCUCCGAGCCCGGAGUAGCGACCAAUCCGACCGGUGUCGCCUGGUCCUCAGACAUCUUCGGACCAAUAACAAGCUACUUACCCGGCCUUGAAUCACUGGAAGAAGACAUAUACUACAUCAAUAUCACCUACCCUCGCUUCGUCAACAUACCUACUGCCGCUACCGAUGGCUCUGGAGCAGAUCUGCUUCUGGAGAUGCGUACGGGAGAGUCUGGGCUCGGGAACGAUUGGCUAUAUCGCUACGUCCCCAGCAAGGGGUGGCAAUUGACUGGCAUGUACCUGGAAGGAGUCAACAACAAUGGAUACAUCAACGGGAUUGACUAUGAUCCUUGGGGAAGGCUAGUAGCCACUUGGACAUAUCGUGAUUAUGUUCCUGCGGAUGGCGCAGCGGUCGCUGUUGAAGCUGGACCCAAUGGGCCAGGAAAUAUGAAGCUGGGUCAACGAUCUCCACAGAAUCAUGAUCUCGUGUAUGCUUACAGCACGGACCACGGAUUUACCUGGUACAACAACUGGGGUCAGCAAAUAGCCAACACGAGCGCUCAGCAGCCUAUAUUGCCAGAGUCUGCAGGCGUAACGGUCUUUUCGAUCCCUAAAGACAGCGGGAUUUUGAACCAGGAGGCCCAGAUAAUUGACGAUGUAGGGCGUAUGCAUGUCCUGAAUAGGGAGAACACAACGGGAACCGAGCUUUGGUAUCACUACUGGCGCGACACAAACACCUUCUGGACUCGGGCCGCUAUCCCACCCAGCAUCCCAGGGAGCGGCAAUAUCACUGGCACGCCCACGUAUAUCGGCAAACGCGGCAAGCUUGUUACACUACCCACAUCACCCGAUACUCUGCUGGCAAUAUUGCCAGAUAACGCGGCGAACUCAAGCGCACUGACAAUUCUGCGGAGUACGGCAGCGGAAGGAUAUCAAGAUUGGACGGCGGUGUGGUAUACUGCAAGUGGAUGCGUCGCUGAGCCACUGUUCGAUAGGCAUAGGCUGAGAGUAGGGGAGGACGGAGCAGAUGGGGUGCUGAGUUUGUAUUUGGUGAAUGGGACAGAGGUCGUAGUCGUUGAUUUGGACAUUAGUGGUGUAUUAGUGUAA